AUGAGACGUUCUUUUCUCUGGCUCGUCCUGCUGUUGCAGGCGGCCGUCAUCUUGUGUUCCGACGAGCAAAAGGUUUUGCACGAUUACGAAAAAAGCGAUGGCGAUAGCAAAGAAAGACACGCCAAAAUACAGACGGAUGUCCUUCCGGAACACCACACACCCCCUCCGAGGCAGCCCGGGGCAGAACUGGUCGAUCUCGCACUUGAACAGCUGGUCAAGCUUCCGCCCCGAACCUACCCGAGACGCGAACGUCGUUACACCCUCGUCUGGACCGUUCUUCGAUAUGCUCUUAAGUUCGUACCUAGUCUCAAGGUUGCCCCGGUCCCGGGCAGCAGUCCAGUACAGGAUACCAAGGUCACUGGACCGCUGCUGGAGGCCGUGAAGCUGCUGGAACAAUCCGCGCUGCAAAACAACACCGAUGCGCUUUACCUUUUGGCCGACAUGAACUUCUACGGCAACUACACAUACCCCAGAGACCUAAAGGUGGCCUUCGAUCACUAUCAAACCCUCGCGACGCUCCAUGGCAACCGCACGGCGCAGUACAUGAUUGCCCUUUACUAUGCGACUGGAAUCGGCCAUGUUGUUGCACCUGACCAGGCCAAGGCACUGCUUUACUACUCGUUCGCUGCGAUCCAGGGCGAUACCCGCGCCGAGAUGGCCGUCGGCUACCGACACCACAGCGGCAUUGCGACACCAAAGAACUGCGAGGUGGCGAGCAAGUACUACAAGAGGGUAGCAGACAAGGCAAUGGAAUGGUACCGGUCGGGUCCCCCCGGUGGCAUGGCAUGGGUGGUUGAGUCGUACCGUAUUGCUGAUGAGCUUGGCGGCGUCUACGGCGAGGGUGCGAGUGCCUCAAGUGCAGGCAUGAACGCCAUCAAAGUGAGCCCCAACUCGGAUGCCAAUGCCGCCAUCGACGACGUCAUCGAAUAUCUAGACCUCAUGUCGCAAAAAGGUGACGCCAAGGCCUCCUAUAAUCUAGGACGGAUCUACUAUGAGGGACAGAGAGGACUAGACCGAGAUUUGGAUCUUGCCCGCAAGUACUUCUUCACUGUGGCCAAGAGAUACUGGAAGAAGGAUGGCCGCAUAAUGGAAAACCACAAGCAGGGCAUCGAGAAGACAGCAAGCAAAGCCGCCGGCUUCAUCGGGCGUAUGUAUCUCAGGGGCGACGGUGUUGAUCAGAGCUUCGACCAAGCUAAGAGGUGGUUCGAGCGGGGCAUCUCGCAUGGUGAUCCCCAGUCCCAGCACGGUCUUGGUCUUAUGAUGCUUCAUGGGUACGGAAUGCCCAAGAACAUAGCCAUGGCGACCGACCUAUUCAAAGCAGCGGCGGAACAGGACUACGCACCGUCCCAAAUCGAGUUGGGCGUUCUCUACUUAGACCAAGGCGGGGCGGAGGAUGUUCGAAUUGCCAAUAACUAUUUCGAGCUCGCCGCCCGGUACGGCCAGAUCGAGGCACACUACUACCUUGCUGAGAUGGUUUACAACGGCGUGGGCCGCGACAAGACGUGCUCCAUGGCACUGGGGUACUAUAAGAACGUUGCUGAGAAGGCUGAGCCCCUCGUCUCUUCGUGGGCAGAGGCAAAUCAGGCCUAUUACUACGGCGACGAGGAACUGGCGUUUCUGGAGUACGUCAUGGCGGCAGAACAAGGCUACGAGCGCGCGCAGAACAACGUCGCGUUCAUCCUCGACCCUGUUCAGUCGAGACUCCCGCUGCCGGACUGGCUGCCGCUCCCCGAGUGGCUUGGUCUCCGACACACCCGUUCGAGCCUGCUGGACAACCAGAGACUUGCUCUCAUGUACUGGACUAGGUCGUCCAGACAGUCGAACGUGGACUCUCAGGUCAAGAUGGGCGACUACUACUUCCACGGUAUCGGCUCCGAGCCGGAUGUGAACAAGGCCGUUCAGUGUUACACUGGCGCUUCGGACUACUCGCAGAGUGCCCAAGCUCUUUGGAACCUAGGUUGGAUGCACGAGAAUGGCAUCGGACUAACCCAGGAUUUCCAUCUUGCCAAGAGGUACUACGAUCAGGCCCUCGAGGUGAAUGAGGAGGCAUACCUCCCCGUCACCCUGAGUCUUCUGAAGCUCCGCCUCAGAAGCGCCUGGAAUACCUUCACACACGGCCCAAUUCACUCCAUUCAGGACGACCCUAAACCCAAGAAGGACUGGUCCCUUAGCGAGUGGAUCGCCAACUUCCUACAGGACGACCAGCUGUACUACGACGACGCGUACUACGAGGACAUCUUUGAUGACACCAUCGGUGGCACCGGUCCUGACGGCAACCCGCUCGAGGACGAUGGCAUCGCCGAGAGCCUCAUCAUCGUCUUCCUCGCUCUAUCGAUUGUGCUCCUCCUCUACUACCGCCAGCAGAGACAGCAGCAGCACAGGCGGGAGGAAGAGGAACGGCGCCGUCGCGAGGGCCAGCCCGCGGCACCCGUGCCGCAGGGGCAGCAGCAGGACCAAGGCGUGUUUCCACAGCCCGGUAACCCGGAGUGGAACAACUGGGUCGCCGGCGGUAUUGGGCAUUGA
Colletotrichum spaethianum is the source of this 2523-nucleotide messenger RNA. Its product is annotated as protein sel-1 2. The coding region runs from base 1 to 2523 and encodes 840 amino acids. The record is from RefSeq and is a predicted model, not a curated record. The transcript has 4 exons. Gene Ontology annotation, molecular function: protein binding. Gene Ontology annotation, biological process: ERAD pathway. NCBI's taxonomy places the organism in Eukaryota, Fungi, Ascomycota, Sordariomycetes, Glomerellales, Glomerellaceae. Gene Ontology annotation, cellular component: endoplasmic reticulum membrane.